Molecule: messenger RNA, 630 nt
Organism: Lachnellula hyalina
Lineage: Eukaryota; Fungi; Ascomycota; Leotiomycetes; Helotiales; Lachnaceae
Exons: 1
Coding region: 1-630 (209 amino acids)
Source: RefSeq, a predicted model, not a curated record
AUGGCAACCAAGCCGAAGCUCGCGCAGCUUAAGACUCCAAUGACCUCAACCUUCCCCUCCGAACUGUCAGCUCUGUCCGCCAGAAGCCCGCUGCCAGGCUUUGCGGAUUUCAUAAAGCAAGAGGAUUAUAUCAAGACGCCCAUUACACCUCCGACAGCCUAUACAGACUUCCUCAAGACCAUGGGCAGUCCUGCUCCGGGAGACAAGUCGUCCGGAAGAACAACACCCACCUCAGCUCCCUCCACCGGCUCCAGCGAACACAGCGAUUGCUCAUGCAAUUGUGAUAGUCACAAGUCGCCUACUUCAGCUGCUGCCACCCAAUUCACCUUCCCAUUGUCUGCACCGUCAACUGGGCGACUAGGACGUCUUCGAAUCCCCCCAUCUCCAGCCUUCUCAGGCGCAGACUCUCCCCGGAGUGCAACUUCAGCAGUUCGCUCUCCCUUCAGUGCACGAAGCGCACGCUCCCCAUACGACUGGGACUGCAAGAGCAGGGGAAGAUAUUUCGACAUCAAAUCACCCAAGGCUACACGCUCCAGUGUCCGCCAAGUGAGAGAGAUAGUUACCCGGACUGUUACAUAUACACCACGAAUGAGUCCAGCGCCCAAGGGAAAGAGGAGGAAGAUUGAGUAA